AUUGGUGCAAAGGAAAAUCAUUUUUUCUUGCUUAAAAAUAUGUUAAAAAGCAUUUCAUCCAUCUUUUUUUUUUCUUUGAGUGGCCACAUCCAAAACAGUGGAGUGUGACCAGUACAAAACAGUCUUACAUGGUUCUCUCCCUGUGCUCAUUGAAAUAGAAGGUGCUACCAUGUUGCAAUAAAUAGCUCAUCUCAAAUUCGAUGAUGCCUGAUGAGAAUCCUCAGUCACACUUCCCAUUCUGAUUGCUAUUGGCCGGGAAAUCAGCCUUUGUCCCUGCUCAGGAGGAUGGCAUCUGAUCCUCCUUCACCCUAUCAUUCAAGCUCCAUUAUUGUUAUCCCCCAAGCCUCAGUGUGGCAAAGGGAAGUGAAGAAACACCUGGAAAAGUAUCUGUGAAUGAGAAGUUAUGGAAAGCUUCCUGAAGACAGAAUCUCUCCAUGGCUUCUUCCCACAGAGGUAGAAGAUGCCAGAAUCCCUGGGCGAGAUGAUGAUAAUAAAGAAAAGACAUGAUUUUUAUACUAGCAAGUCAGAAAGAUGAAUGUAAGAGCAGCGAGAUGAAGAGGAAGGAUUUCUUUCAUAUGAAAAUCAAUGUAGAAUCUUAGUUCCCUUAGAGACAUUGGCAAAACAAUACUUUGCUUGUCAUAGAAUGGACAUUCAGUAAAUAUUUUGUUAAUGACCUUAAUAUGUAGUAAAAUAGAGAAAUGGAAGUGUUGACAAGAUGUAUGUGGAGAAUUGGGGGCAAAGGGAUGUGGAAGGAUUGGGUGAUAACUAGGAUCUAAGCUCAUAAUGCAAAUUUGAUAUCAUUCUCCUUAGAUUAAGGAUGGUACCCACACUUGACGUCCGGCUUUCCCAAGUGGAUCUUGUUCAUGACCCUGGAAACUUCCAGAAAUUUCUAACAUUUGAAACAAGACAUGUUUUGAAGUCAUGGAGACAUGUUUUGAAUUUUUUUCGUGGGGCUUGGUAGGACUGGGGAGACACAUCCAGUUUGCCAGCUCUUAGUAUAUUGUCAUCACAGAGCAUAAGAUUAUAAUUCUCUUUACCUUUGUCCUGUACACUUGAGUGUUUUUAUUUAAUCUUUCAGUACAUAUAAGGCAUGUGAGAGUUAAUUAUGUCAUCUGAAAAGUACUUUGAAAACUACUUAGGAAAAGAUGCUGGAUAAAUAAGACAUUUUAUUAGCUUACAGGAUGCAAGUUUGGCCAAGCUAGUGGUAUUUUGGGGAUCACUUUUUUAAAAAAUCAAAGACAGAACACAUAUUUAUUUUUUCUUUUUUCUUUUUUUCUUUUUCUUUUUUUUUUGUCUUUUUUUUACUUGUUUUUUUCCCACUGUACAGCAAGGGGAUCAAGUUAUCCUUACAUGUAUACAUUUUUUUUCCCCAUCCUUUGUUCUGUUGCAAUAUGAGUAUCUAGACAUAGUUCUCAAUGCUACUCACCAGGAUCUCCUUGUAAAUCUAUUCUAAGUUGUAUCUGAUAACCCCAAGCUCCUGAUCCCUCCCACUCCUCCCUCUCCCAUUGGGCAGCCACACGUCUGUUUUCCAAGUCCAUGAUUUUCUUUUCUGUGGAGAUGUUCAUUUGUGCUGGAUAUUAGAUUCCAGUUAUAAGUGAUAUCAUAUGGUAUUUGUCUUUGUCUUUCUGACUCAUUUCACUCAGUAUGAGAUUCUCUAGUUCCAUCCAUGUUGCUGCAAAUGGCAUUAUGUCAUUCUUUUUUAUGGCUGAGUAGUAUUCCAUUGAAGAACACAUAUUUAUUGAGUCAUUACUGCAGGACAUUGGGGAAUAUAAAAGUAGUAUAAGACAUGCCCCUUGAUUUGGGGACCUAGCAUUCAAGCUAGGAAGGCAACACUAAUGAUGGACACGAUGUGACUAUGGAAUAGCUGACAAUCAUACAAUUUAAUGAAAAAUUACAGAAUGUAAAUGCUACAUUUAUUUAGAGAGAAGGGAGAUCAUUUGGGCUAAAGUGUUUGAGGAGAGAACUUAUGAGCAAAGUGACUCCAGAGCCAGGACAUAAAAUCUGGUAAAUUUUUUUGAUAGUUUGGUGUUUUAUGUGAGGAGUUCAGGGACUGAGCACCAGGAGGUAUAUCUGGGGCUCUCUGGGUUACUUGUAACAGGGAAUGGGCAGGGUGUGCUAGGCUGUGGAUUUGUUUUCCACUGGAACCCUUCUCUUGGCUUAUUACAGAUGCUGCAUACAGGUCUUUGCUGGGGAUGGCCACUGUUGCAAGUGUCUCUGCAAACUUCUUUUGUAUGAACGUUGUAUAAAUUCUAUUUUAAAACUUCUUUAACAGUACCCCAAGAGACCUAUUAAAGAUAGCAAUAGCAUGGCUUCCUCUCAAGAAUGGAUCUGAAAUGGACCCUACAAUGGUAGAGUUGGCCUGGGAUUUCCUCCUUCAUCCCCAAUUCCUUGCCACCUGCUUAUGCUGACAGUCUUGGCCCGAUAGAGCCAUAGGGCCUCAUAAAAUUUGAGAUUAUCCACCAGUGAUUCUCUGCUAUUCCGCUAAGCAGGGCCUAGUGGCAUUUGGAAAUAGGGUUGACUACAAAGAGUUAGAAGCUUUUAGUGCCCAGAGUCAGGGAUGCUAAGUCUCUUUCAUGCCAGGGGCAGCCUGCCCAGGAAGAAUGCCAGUAGACCCCUGUUGAAAGCUGAGUGCAACAUCCUUACUUUAUUUAGAGGUGAGGAAAUGAGAGUGACAAGACUUCCCUAGGAUUAAACUCCAAUGCGGCCAUGACAGAUUUAUAACCCAGUUGUUCUAGGCUCUUUUCAAGGGCUCCUUCUGCUACACCACAGUCCCACUCAUAAACAUUGAUUUUCACCAUGGAAUAGCGUGCUGUUGAGCUUUGUCAUUCCCAUGUGCGGGUGACAAUCAGCCAUGUUAACUACCUGAGUUGGGGGUUAUGAAUUGAGACAAGUGACACUUGAACAGUGGUUUUUUUUCUCUGGGGACACAGAGAUUUGCCCGUGAGUGAGGGUUGGCAGAUGCCCUCUGAGGUGGCAACCACUGCAGAAGCCUAACGGUAGGUUGGCAUUCUGGAAGGGCCUGGAGGAGGCUUUGGAAUCACACAAAUCUGGCUUGUUGGAGGCACUUGAAUCCAGCUCAGCCCUUUACUACCUUUAUGACUCUCAGCAAGUUAAUUAAACACUCUGAACUUUAUCUGAAAAAUGGGGAUGGUGAUUCUUACUUCGAAAAGCUGUUGUAGUUUCAAUUUAUUUAAACAACGGCUGGCCCAAGAGAAGAGACUGUUCUAAGAGAAGAGACUUAAAACCUUCACUCAUGAAAGAUCACUUGAAGCUAAUUGCUGCUUUUUGCCCCCUCCUCCUUUCUCUGAUCCACCAAAGUUAGGGCUUGAAUGAGUCCUUGAAGUAUCUCUUUUGUUUGAAAUAUUGAAAUUUCCCUCCUUUGGAAGAGGACUGCUGGCCAGAGCUUAGUUUCUUGUGACUUCUCUGUUAAUGUGCCCAGACUGUUACCACACCACAGAAAUGAAAAGUCUACCAGAUGUUUACUGGUGGCUUAUGAAAUUUCACUUUUCUUUCUUUUUUUUUUUUUUUUGCCUUUUCUAGGUCUGCUCCGGCAGCAUAUGGAGGUUCCCAGGCUAGGGGUCUAAUUGGAGCUGUAGCUGCCGGCUUACGCCACAGCCACAGCAACUCAGGAUCCGAGCCAUGUCUGCAACCUACACCACAGCUCACGGCAACGCCGGACCCUUAACCCACUGAGCAAGGCCAGAGAUCAAACCUGCAACCUCAUGGUUCCUAGUCGGAUUCAUUAACCACUGAGCCACAAUGGGAACUCCCAGAUCAGUAAUAAAAGCCAUUCCUGGAUGUAUAUGUUUGUCAGAGAGAUUUCUCUCUGUCGAUGAUGAGAGACCCUUCAUAGGCAAAGUGAUACUUCUUCUGAGUUAAGGGACAGUUGAAAGUUGGCCAGUUGGGGUGGUGGGGAUUAUGGUAAAAGGCCUUUCUGGGUAAAAAAUAGCUUAUGAGGAUACAUCGUAAUGCAGGAGAACCCAGAAGGGUGCACACAAAAGCCAAAGAGUGUUUCAGGCCUUGACUUUGAAAACAUUUGCAGACUCUGACCCCCAAGGGCACAUUUGCCCAUUAUUGAAAUGCUUUAAAGUUGCUUCUGUUUGUUACAAGUUAAUUCUCUUAAAGGCAAAAUCAUGAGUCUUCUACAGAUAGAAAACGAACAGACGUAAAAUAAUACAGAUAUUAAUUAAUGAAGGAACUUGAAGAGAUGUUAUAGCUAUUUUUAAAAAGAAGUAUGAGUGUAUAUACAGUAGCAGAACGUUGAAAUGAAUCUGCAAACUCUGAUCCAUCUGUAGAGCAGUAAUCAGUUACAUUCCACUGGAUACAACUGAUUUGCAUUCAUAUGGACAAAAAUCAAUUCUACAGCUCAUUUUUACAACUUCUGAUGCCUUGUAACAGUAAAAUAGCAUCGUCAAAGACAAAGGCCCAGACCUCUAUGGGAUCAGUUAAUUCCUGGAGGCACAACAUUCCAUUGAGAAGAUAUUCAGUAAUCUCCUUGCUCAUUUCACAGUCCAGAGUUUUUCCUUAUACCUUCAUGCUUCCAUUGGCCAUUGUUCCUUCUUGACCUCCUAAUUCAUAACGAAUAUUUGGUGACACAGGAUUCUUGUAACUUCGGGAAUUUUCUGUCUUUCCUAGAUAUAUACUUAUUCAAAAAAACUUAAUUAUGGGAAAUUUUAAGCAUGUAAAAAGUAAAGAGAAUAGCAUUUUGAACCCCAGGUACCCAUUACUCAGUUUUCAGAGUCAUCAAUAUUUUGCUAUUUUUUUUCUUUGGUGGCCACCCCUGACAUGCAUGGAAGUUCCUGGGCCAGGGACUGAAUCCUAGCCACAGCUGAGACUUACACAGCGGCUUCGGCAAUGCCAGAUCUUUUGACCCACUGCAGUGGGCAGGGAAUCAAUCCGAGACUCCUCAAGACCAGAGCCACUGCAGUCAGAUUCUUAACCACUGCACCACAGCAGGAACUCCAAUAUUUUGCUAUCCUUAUUUCAUCUUUCCGCCCUGCCUCUCCCUGAGUAUUUUAAAGCAAUCUCAGACAUCUUGUCUUUUUAAUAUAUGUGUUUAACAAGUAAUCCUCCUAUUUUCUGAAUAGCAAUAUGACCUGUAUUUUAUGGAGAAUAGAGAGAUAAUACUUUAUGAAAGGACAUUAUACUCUUUAGACUUGACUUUGUGAUAUGAAGGAGGCGUGUGUGUGUGUCUGUGUGUGUUCAUAUACACACACAGACACAUACACACACAUAUACAUCCAUGUAGGACUGGUUCCCUUUUGUCAUUCAGGGUCCAGCUCAAAUGUCACUUUCUCCAAAGGAAUCUUCUGACCCCCAGCUAGGUCAUGCUGUCAUAUAACCCUGCUUUAUUUUCUUCACAGCACUUAUCACUAUCUAAUAUUAUCUUGUUUAUUAAUUUGUUUUUCUAUUUUUUUUGUCCAUCACCACCAACAAAGAUGUAAACUCCCUAACAGGACAGACCUUUUCUGUCUUGGUCACGUUAUAUCCCAUAGAAAAUCCUUAGUAAGUUUUGAUUGAAUAAAUACAUCUUAGUAUUAAGUAUUAAUAGAAGUUAUAUUGGCAUUCUUCCAAAAAUUUUAUUUUCAUUCUACACACCCAAAAACACAUGACUUUCAUGUGCCAAUUCCUAGUGUAUUUACAAUUAUGUGAGAUUUCCUCAUGCUAUGGAUCAAGGAGCUCAUUCUGGGGAAUCAAAGAUAACCCAGGACACCUCUCCAAAAAUGGCCUGAAACUGAUAUAUUCAGUAGCCACUUCAUCUGAUCAGCAAAUAUAGUUAAGAAUUUGUAUUUCUCCCAGAAGGAGGCCAUAACAUAAGGAUUCAGGUAAAAUCUUAUGUGGGAAAGUGAUAAAGGGAAGGAAAGGAGCCAGUAAAGGGUGCAUUGCCAAGAAAGUUACCACCAUUGUCAGCUGGAGUUGAUUAUCUUCCCGAGAGAUUUUGGGACCUUGGGCAAAACACACGUCUCAGAGACCUCUCACCCAUGGUUGAAAGAAUUUGAAUAUUUACCCACCAACUUCCAUCUGUCAUUAUUCCUGGUCACUAACACAAUAGGGUUGGGGGGCAAAGUGGUCUCCAGAUGCAGAAGAAAACCUCUAGGCAAAGAAAUACAGGUGCUGGUGGUUAGAAAUGGGGCCCUGUGUGGUAGUAGGGGUGAGGGAGUUUGGCUGGGGAAGGGACAGGUGACUUGCAUGGGAUAACAAUAUGAUUUUUUAAAUAAAUAUUUUAUUUGGUAUUAAUUUCAGGUUUACAGAAAAGUUGCAAAGACUGUAAAGCCCUGUAGAGUUCCUGUAUAGCCCUUGUCCAGUUUCCCCCAAUAUUAACAUCCACAAUCAUGGUAUAUUCGUCAAAACUAAAAAAAAAAAAAAAAAAAAAAAAAAAAAAAAACCCAAUUAGUUUAACGCUAUUAACUAAACCUCCAGAGUUUAUUCAGAUUUUCUUGGUGUUUCCACUAAUGUCCUUUUCCUAUUCCAGAAUUCAGUCCAGAAUAUCACCUUGGAUUUAUUUAAAACAUAAAUACUCUGCAUACACUCUUUUAUUUGGGUCCUCUUAUAUGUUCAACCAACUAAUCUUUAUAAUGAACUAUAAGCUCUGUGAGUGAAAAUACAAUGAUAUUCAUGUCCCGUAACAGAUUGGACACAGGGUAUGGUCUUAAAACAAAUAUAUCAAAACAACAAUAAGAACACAAUUUUAUUCAAUAGGCGUAUAUAUGUAUAGCUGAGCCUCCAUCAGUUAGCAAAGAAGUACUCAUACCAGUGUGACACCUUGGAAGAAAUUUAACUUUGAACAUGUGUCUUGAACAUCAAAUAUGAAGCAGGACCCCCUAAAUCAGACACAACCCAGUCCUUUCAGUGUGCUUAGCUUUGUCUGGACAUGUCACAUUUAAUCCUUCUAACUGUGAAUCACAUGGCCUUAAGCACCUGAGAUGCAUGAGGGAACAAAAUUUGGAGAAGUUACUUGCCCAAGAAUUUACAGGUGGUACAUGACACAACUAAAAUCAAGACACAUGUUUUCUGGCUUCGGAGCCUCCACUUUAAAUAUUAAACACCUUCCUCCCACACCUCUCCAUUAGCCCAACUCUUAUCUUUGGUGCCUUUUGGCAUGCCAUCUUUGACAAAUCUGUGUUGUGAAGCAGGCAUGCUUUUGUCUUCGUAGGCUGGUUUAAUCAUCAGCCUUGGAUCUGUGGAUUAUUUUCAGAGCCUACCUUUUAUUUGUAAAACCUGUUAUCUUGAUAUCCACAUACAUUGACCAUAAAAUGCAUCAGAAAGUCACUCCAUACUCUAGUACUAAAGAUUUGAUCCAGGGCUAGUAAUAGGCUUGGAAGCAUGCAGGUCUAAAGAGCAAGCAUUGAUGUUGUUAAUAAUUCAAAUAUUUCAUUAUUUUAUGUGUUUGAGUUUGGAUAGUUAACCUCCAUUUCUCAGUCUUUCCAUAGUUACUGUCUUUUUAAAAAUACAUUAACAUGAGGGAAAUGAAAUAUUCAGUGAAAUCUUUGAUCUCAAUACUUGCAGUGGCUCAACUGAAAAUUACUGUUGGUUGCCUUGAAACUCAGGGCAUGAAAUUCAGAAGAAGAAAUUCUUAUAAAUUGUUCAAGAUUUGACUCUGGGAAGAUAAACUACAUGGAUAUCUAGGCUAACCAGUGCUGAAAUUUCUCUAACCUCUAAUUCUAAAUUCAGAAAAGAAUAGGCUUUGAGGUUUUUUGUUUAUUUUUGCUUUGAUUACAAGUUGUUGGAAGCUUAGAGUUAGUAUCUAAUAACACAAUCCAUGUAAAACACAAAUUAUUGGCUCAGAAUGAGAUCUAACUUCUAUGAAGAUAUAAAGGGACAAUCAUGUAAAAAUGAGCUUUUUUUUUCUUAGAAGGAAUAAGCAGGGAUUGACUAAAAGGUAAUCCUUCCAGAUUCUAACGUUUAAAGCAUUGCACAUUUUUAAGGGAGAAAAAGCAUUACCUUUCCAAGCAUACAUAUGAAACUGUUUUCUUUAUGUAAAUGGCUACAUUAGGUUGCAUGGUUUUAAACCUUGACCUUUGAUUAGUCAAAGGAACAUCUGACCUUUGACCUUUUUUGGUGCUAGAGCACAAUUGUUCAGAGAGAUUUGCAAACUGCGCUCCAGCAAGCCCCCUCAGGGCCCUGGGGUCUCUGGAGGAGAGGGCCAAGCUGGCUACAGUGCAUGCUUCUCCCCUGCAAAGUGCUGUGCCUUCAUCAGACACAGCACCCCUGAGAAAUUUUUAGCUGAAGGAACAGCCUCUCUUCUUAAAAUUGGCACGCAAAAACAAGAAUGUUUAUUUAUUUCUAUAGACUGCUUUUCUGACCUUCUUCUCUUUAGGAAGCCCUCAGAUUUCUAGAGGAAAAAUUAGCUUUUCUGUGUCACAUUAGCUUUUCUCUAAAUUCAGAUUUCCUUUCAUAGGGGCAAGCUUGUAAGCUCCUACAGGGCAAAGGACUGGGGAUUCGCUACCUGGUAGGCACUCAGACGUUCUCCUCACAAUUACUGUUGUAUGAGCAAUAUUAAGAAACUGCUUACUAUGACCAGGGGCUAUUUCAAGUCCUUUUUAAUGUUCUGUUAUUUAAUCCAUUUAACCCCAUACAAAAUGCCUAUGAGCCACCUGAUUCUACAUUUGGUGAAACUAUGGCAUAGGGAAGUUAAUGAUUUAUGCAAGGAGCCACAGCUGGUACGUAGCAAGGUCAAGAUUCAAACACAGAUCUUCCUAUUUCCAAAUAUGGCUAACUCACAUGCUGUAGCCACUGCCUAUGUGGUGGUUUUAAGAAUAUAUCCAAAUAAAAAUAUAUCCACACAUUCUUUGCUACUCUUCCCAUCAAGAAGUGGAGUCCAGGUUUCCCUCCCCUUGAGUCUGGGAUGGACUUAGUGACUCAUUUCUAAUGAACAGAAUAAAGUGGAAGUGAAGAUGUGCAACUUUGGAGACCACAACAUUCAAAGGCACUGUGGCUUCUGUUAUGGUUGCUGUCUUUUGGAUCAUUCACUCUAGGGGAAACCAACAGCUGUGUUUUGAGCUGCCCUGUGGAGAGGCCUGUGUGGGAAAAAAGUGAGGAAGUCCCAUGGCCAGUGUGGACUGAAGAACUCAGGCCCUCUAAUCCAGUAGCCAGUGUGAAACUGAAGUCUCUUGACAACCACCAUAGCCUUUAGUGCCAGUCCACCCUCAGAAUGACUGCAGUCCCAUCCCCGCUAACAACUUGACUACAACCUCAUGCAGACCCUGAGCCAGAAUCACCCAGCUAAGCCUCUUCUGAGUCCCUCCCCCAGACUAUAAGAUAAUGUAUGUUCAUUGUUUUAAACUGCUAAUUUUUGAGUUAACUGGUUAUGCGGUAAUAGAUAACUGAGACAGCCAAACACUGCGUUGCUCAUUUAAAAAAAUUGUCUUAAUUUCAUUCAACCUUAAAUUUUGAAAUAUUGAUACAGCUAGGAGAAAUUUUCCAGGAAAAAAAAAAUGCUGCCAAAUGUUAGUAAAAUGUAUGUGUUCCAUUGCGCCACAAUGGGAACUCCUUGAGUAAAAUUCUAAUGCCCAGGUCAUGUAAUAGUUGUAAUGACUUUCCUGGGAUUUGGGAUUUUGUAAUUUACAGGACAACUGCUUUAAAAAUCCAUGAUUUAAAUGAUUUAAAAAGGAAAGAUAUUAUAAUAACCACAUUGUUAAAGAUAGCAUUUUGAACUUUUAAAAAAAUCCUCAUGGGAAAACUCAGGAAAUAUUUUGUUUAGUAAGUUAUCACUCAUAAUCUUAAGUUGUCAGAGCAUGCUUGCACUUUACAUUAUUUAAAGAGGAAUAUAAAACAAAGUUGAAUUUUAACCUCUUCCCUGGUGAUUUCAUUCAGCUUUUCAAAGGGGGUCCUAAAAGCUCACAGGUCAAGCCAUGUCUUGGUUUGCUCUGCCUGACAAUUUGCAUUAACUCUGCUUUAUGGCCACUUGCAGUUUAAUAAAUUACUUGGACUUUGAUUACUAUCUUUUGAGCUUAAGCCCAAGAAUUUGUAUAAGGCUUUGGGAUACAGUACUUAUUUAGAGAUGCACUCUGAGAGCUGGAGGUUUAGUACAUGUAUAGAUAUUGAACUUGGAGCUUUUUAAGUUCUUACAGAAGAUCUCAAAUGAUUUGCCUUUUAAAUCAUAUAUUUAUAAAAUGAUUUAAGUAAAUUAAGGAACUCAUUCAUGAAGUGGACAUGGUUAGUUCUUUUUUCAUAUUCAGAGUGAAUAUAAGGUAGAGAUGCUGGUUUUCCUUCUCUAAGCUAGAGAACACAGGUCAGACCCUGCUGGUUCUUCCUUUUCAAAGUUUUUUCCUCCAUGCAGUUUGCACCCUGAAAAAUUGUAAAAAUACACUUUUUAUAUUGACCUGGACUUGGUAAUAUAUGCUUGACCUUGAUUCAUGGGUUUGUGUUGCAAGGGAGGAUAAAGAUGAAUAUUGAUAGCCUGAGUAUAAAGAUCCACCAUUACCAUAAUUAUUCAUUCACUCACUCACAGAGUCACUCAUUAAUUCAGUCUAUGCUUUGCCCAGCAGAGCAGGGGGCUAGGUGCUGGAAAGCUAUGAUAAGCAACUCAGAAAUAGCCUCUGUCUCAUAGGAGUUCAUGGACUAGAGUGGAGAAGGGCAUCAACCAAGUAAAAUUAAAAACAGUUUGAAGUACCACAGAAUAAAUGUAUAAGGGAAUCUGACCCAUGCUGGGGCUUGGUGGUUAGGGAAAUCUUUCCAAAGAAGACGUUUGAAAGUUAAAGGAGUAGAAGUGACAGGAAGAAAGAGCAAUCUAGGCAGAGGUAACAGGAGCCAGGAAGGUAUCCAGUACUGUUCAGACCUGAAAAUAAUCAGUGUAGCCAGAGCUCAGAGUGAGGAGCAAGGCCUAUGAAGAGGCCAGAGAAGUAAGCAGGGGCUGUAUCUGACAUGGUCUUGCAAGCUCAGUGUAGGCUUUAUUAAUAGAAAGAACAAUAGAAAAUCAUUAAAGGUUUGGAAGCAAAGGGGGUGACAUAAUCAGGUUUGCAUUUUAAGGAGGUCGCAUGGCUCUGUGAUGAAGAAUGGGUGGAGAGGGAGUGAAAAGAGGUGUUUGGGGAGAUGGUGUAUCAAGCUGUUGGAGGCCAGAAAUGUUGGUAGCGUGGACCAGAGUAGUGGUGGUAAAGGUGGAGGGGAGUGGAGAGAGUUCUCAAUAUUUAUGGUUAAUAGAUUUACCACUUACUUAUGAAGGAAAAGUAGACUAGACUUCGUGCUGCCUUGGCUAUGGCUGGAGGAGGAGCACCAUGGAAAACCUCCAGGGCUUUGGCUUCUUCAGGUGAAUGGGGAACGCUGGAGGGAGACCAGUUAGAGGUUAGGAGGAGGUCGUUUAGUUUGGGGAUAUUUUCAAUUGGAGGCCUUUUUAAGACAUCCAUAAGGAAACUCAGUGCCAUUUUGGUCCUGGAUUGGAGGUAUCUGGAGACAUAAAUUUGGAAGUCAGUGUUACAGGGCUGAAGGCACAAAGUUAUCCCUCUGAGAUUACAGAGUGAAGAUGGAGUGAGAGAGAGAAGAAAGCAUAGGUCUGAGCUAUGAGGAAUUCCAGCAUUUGAAACCUCAGUGGAGCAGAAGUUGACAAAGAGUGGAAAAUGUGACAGGGAAGAUGCAAGGGUAUCAUCUAAGAGAUCAGAGAAAGAGAAUCACUUAAGAUGCCCAUGAGGGGUAAAGUAAAAAAGGUCCUGUAAAUGUCCUUUGGGUUAGUAUGGAUUUCUUGAAGGGCUUGAAAGAGAGCCAAGAUGGUGUAGUGAUGGAGGCAGAGGCCAGAAUGAAGUAUCAUGAGGAGUGGCUGAGAAGUGAAGAAAGGGAGACAGUCAAGGGAAACAGAAGGCUAGAAUUUUACCUAUAAGAGAAAAUAGAAUUAAGGGAGAGGUUUCUAAAGAGGGGAAACCUGAACUCGUUUAAGGAAAGAGCAAUGGGGAGAAUAAGGGGAUAGCUUGAAGCUAGAGAGAGGAUGGGUGAUUAAUUGUGUAGGAUUCCCAAGAAGGUAGAAGUGGUGCGUUCAGAGAAGAGCUGGAGGAACUGGAGAGGAGGGGAGUUCCUGCCCUUCAGUGCUAGGAAGAAAGAAGAAGGAAUGCCUACAGAUGCCAAGGUGCGGUAGCCUCAAGUUAACAAAGUUUCUAUUUCAUGGUUUUCAUCUGCUUUGGAAAAUAGCCAAAUGGGAGGGAGAAAGGGAUGGCGUCCUGGCAAAGAAAGGAGGUCAUUUCAGAUUUUUUAGGAGGACAGAGAGGUGUGAAUAUGAAAGGGAGUAAAUUAUAAGACUCCAUUGGAUUGCUAGUCAUUACUGGAGGGCCCAGUUGAGGUUGAUGAUCACAAAUUCAUGUGAUCCACUGUUAAAAGGAUUAUAAAGUAUUUGGUCCUUUCUGGAGGUGUUCAGCUCUUUACUGAGCACAGAGAAAGUGGGGUCAUCUAGGCCUAUGAUUUUGUCAGAGAGAAAUAACAAAAAGACAGCAACAGCAAGGGAGCCAUUGAAAUGAUAAACCAGGAAUAUAAGCUGGUUAAGAAAAAAAAAAAAAGUUAAGAGAGGGAGAGAGUGGAGAUCUGUGUGAAGAGUGUAGUCAGAGUGGCUGAUUAAAUGUGAUGGAAGAAUAGAAGUCAGGGGUCAGAACAGGAUGCUGUACCCUGGAAAAAUGACUUGAAUCUCAAAGUGUGGGGCCCAUAGAUGAUUUAAGGCUCACUGGUGAUUCCAGUGUUUUUUUUAAAAAAGGAAUAUAACUAUGUAGUGGGGGAAAAAAACAGGAAUAUGUUGCAGUGAUUAUUACUAAAUUCAUGAUGAUGAAAGACACCAGCGGUGUGAAAUCAAGAUGAAGACAUAAUUAGAGAAAGCAGUCAAAAAAUUGUGCCUUUAAUAUAAAACAAAACAGGAGUGCCCAUUGUAAUUCAGCAGGUUAAGAACCCGACAUAGUGUCCAUGAGGAUUCGGGUUUGAUCCCUUGCCUUGCUCAGUGGGUUAAGGAUCUGGUAUUGCCACAAGCUGCAGCGAGGUCACCAAUGCACCUCAGGUCUGGUGUUGUAGCUGUGGUGUAGGCCAGCAGCUGCAGCUCCAAUUUGACCCCUAGCCCAGGAACUUCCAUAUGUCACAAGUGCAGCUGUAAAAAGAAAAAAAAAAAAUUAAAACCUCUGAAACCAUACCUUUCCUUCUUCACAAGUUGAAGUCUUGGCCUUGCCCUCUUGCUCAUUCUCUUUGAUAUUAGAUGUUCAUUGCAAAGAAGGAAAGAUUAUUAUAGGGAAUACAGUAUAAUUCAAGACAAAGUAUCAGAUGCUUUGGGAUUGGACUGAUGAAAACAGGAAGUAGAAACACGGUAACUGUUCACCUCAGUGUCUUUGGAGGGCCAGCACUUUGGCUCACUUGGCAUGCGAUGGUGUUAGUCUAGCUACGGAGGUCCGAGUGUGGGCUUGGAUUCCUAUAUUGGCCUGGAUGGCUAUAUCCUUAGACUUGGUGACUAUCGUGGGCCACUCAUUUUGGAGUGAUAUUGAAAUUUUAUUCAGUGAAAUCGCAUAUGAAGGUACAUUAAUGUUUUACCUGGAAUUCAAUAAUGAGGAUGAUCACUGACAUAUUUUUUUUUUCAGUUCAGACAACUCACUUCUGCUCUACCUGUUAAAUAGAAGGCUCUCACUGUACAGUUAACUUCUGGCUAAGUGGAGUGCUUAUGAAAUGCACAGGUCUCACAGGCAUAAUUGUUGCUAAAGAAAACCUAGCAAAUCUAACUAGAUACUCCUACCCCCAGCCCAUAGCCCUUAUCUGUUAUCCCAUAAAUUUCAUGUCAAGGGCAUUUUUAGAGAAGAUGAUCAUAAGAAGAUUCAGGCAGACAUGAAGCAGGUUGUGAAAACUCUGGCAUGUUUUAUCAGUGUAUUGAUCAGGGUUCUCCAGAGGAACAGAACCAAUAGGAUGUGCAAAUACAGAGAAAGAGAUAUAUGUUAAGGAAUUAACUCACACAAUUAUGGAAACUACUGAGUCCAAACUGUGUAGGGCAAGCUGAAGCCCCAGAACAGAGCUGACAUUGCACUUCAAACUUAAAGGUUGUCUGUUUGCAGAAUUCCCUCUUACUCUGGAAGCUCAGUCUUUUGUUUCAUUCAGGCCAUCACCUGGUUGGGUAGGUCCCUCCCCCAUUCUGGAAGGCAGUCUGCUUAAAGUCUACUGAUUUAAGUGUCAAUCUUAUUCAAAACACCCUCAGAAUAAUGCUUAACCACAUUAUCUGGGCAUUGUGGCCCAAUCAAGUGGACAUGAAAUUAACCCAAUGCCAAGGGAGGUUAUAGUGCUUUUUUGGAUUCAACAAUAUUGAAAAUACUCAAAAAAAUUGAACCAGUCACUUGUCCAGUGCUUUGUAAAUAUCAGGUGCUGUGUAAAAUAUACACAUUAUACUACAAGUUUGGUUUGGUCUUUGCUAGAAAUGGUGAGCAUUUUUUUCUGUAUAUGUUUUUUGGCACUUUGGUCUUACAACGCUUAGAAUAGUUCUAGGCACAUAGAAAGCACACAGACUACUCAGUGCCAGUGACAAGAGAGACUUUGUAAGAAUGUGUUUGAGGCCAAAGCUUUGUGAGGCAAAUUCCACAAGCAGCUAAUAGAUUUCUAUUUGACAGAAGCUCUAAACAUGAAUCAGAAGAUUCACUGUUGUGUUCAGCUCAUACACCUGCGUUGGGGCAGAAGCAUCAGCCAUAGAAGCUCUUAUUUGUCCUCCUUUAGCUCCAUCUCACCAAUGCCAAAUCAUCUUAAAUAAUUGUCCUUCUGACCUCUCACUUUUUCCAAAAUCAUUUUAUUAGCUUAAGGGUUGAUUUUCAAAUUCCUUAGCCUCUAUUAUUCGUAGCCCUGGGAUAUUACCCCCACCUCCUUCUCCAUCUGUGUUUUCUGCCAAGUUUCAAGCUGAACUACUCCUUUGCCCUCAAAAUAAUCUCACUUGUUUCUGCAUAACAACUCUUGGUCAUUUUCUCUCCCCAGUGACCUUCCUCUUUUCUUUCUGCAUCCUUUGAGGCUGAACUCAGAUGCCACAAUGUCCAAUUCUGCAGUGUCUGUUCUGAUCUUUCCUCUGCAUCUGUUGCUUGUCCAGCCACAAGCUCCUGUCUCCCUUCCCCUAGCACUCCAUUGACAUGUAUACUCAGACUGUCACACUUUGUGUCACCUGAGCUUCUCCUGGGCAUUGUCUUACUGCAACAGGUCUGCAUUCAGGACCAAAGUCUGUAGCAUCCCCAGCAGCCCCACUGCAGUGCCUUGCAGACAGUGAACACUCUGCUCUGUGAGUACUCAAGAAAAAUCAAAAUAAGGGACCUAAGGUGAAACCUCAUUCUGAUUUAUCAGUUUCGUCAAGGAAAGAAUUCUUCCUGAAUUUUUUUUGUACAUGCAUAUCCUUUACAGUACCUAGCAAUGUGCUGUGCCAUAGUUGGCAUUAAGUAAUUAGUAAUUGAUGGAUUCAUUAUGAAUUUUAUAAAGUUUUUUGGAUGCAUUCAGACCAAAGAAGAAAUGAUGACACAAGUUUCAAAAGGUACCAUUAUUGUUGAUGCACUUUCUGAGGGCACUAUGGCAUCUUUUAAAGUCAAGCAACUAGAAAAAUGAAUCAGUCAUGAGUCAGAAUCAUUGAUGGAUUUAUGCCACCAUCAAGCUUUAAAGUAUUGGUGCUGACGUCAAUAAAAUAUUCUCUGUCCUGAGAGCACCCAUAGCCAGCUUUCUGUACUGAACCAACAGUGUGUGUUAUGCUGCUGGUGAAAAAAACCUGGUGGUCUAGUAAUCCUAGUGGUUUUUAAAAUUCAUUUAUAAACUUGACAUGACUGUGAAUUUCUGUUUCCUCCAAAAUCUGGUAUCUGAAGAUAUUCUUAAUUUCUCCUGACUUAAAUCACAGCAAAAGAGAAUCAGGUAAAUAUCAAGAGAGAUUACCUAUGAUAUCUGAUUUGAUUACCUAUGAUAUCAGUUCAAUCAACAUUGACUUUUAUGUCACACAUUAUGUUGAAUAAGUAUUGAAUUAAGCCUACAGGUUAAGCUCAGUGUGCUUUAGAUAAGGGAGCACAUUUUUGUUAGUUUGUUUUCAUGUAUUUUAAGGUCCUUAUUGAGAUAUAAUUGACAAAUAACAUUGUGUAAGUCUAAGGUAUACAUUGCGAUGAUCUGAUACAUAUAUACACAUUGCAAAAUGAUUACCAUACAAAUGUUAGUUAACAGGUCCAUCUCCUCACAGAGUUCCUUUUCUUUAUGUGUGGUGAGAACAUUUAAGAUCUGUUCUUAGCAGUAGAAUACGGUUAACCAUAGUCACCAUGCUGUAUAUAGGUCUCUAGGACUUAUUCAUCUUAAUAAGAGAAAGUUUAUACCCUUUGAUAAAUAUAUCCCCAUUUCACCCAACUCCCAACCCUUGUUAGCCACAUUCUUUGUUUCUGUGAGUUCACCUUUUUCACUUUUGUAAGUGAGAUUUUCCAGUAUUUUUCAUUUACAAGAGAGACUCAUAACAGAGCAAUUGAAGCCAGAGCACUGAUAAGCAAAACAGCCACAAAUACCAACAAGCUCACCUUGGAUGGAAGCCAUAGUGGCCACAGGAGGCAGAACUGCCCAGGACACCACACCCACCUUUGUCAGCUUCACACACAGGUGGGGCAGCAGAAGUUAGUUGAACUCUGCAAAUCUGUGUUCCAUACUGAGCACCUGCAUGAGCCAGGCCCCAGGGAUGGGAUGAAGAGCAGAUAGGGGCUAUGGAGCACACUGCCAAGAGGCAUUUAAUUGCAUUCACCACUCACCCAGUGGGAGAGAUGGGGACAGCUGAGACUCACUAUCCUGGAAAGUCCCAGAAGGCUUCUCAGAAGAUAAGCCUUUUGAGCUGAUUCUUAAAAAGCCCACUGGGUAGAGAAAAAGGAAGGGGGCAUCUUAAAGGGACAGUUCAUACUCGUGGAACUAUUAAAAAAAAUAUGGUGUGUUAGGGAAAUGGUAAGUGGUCUAAGCUGACCAGCCCUGAGGAUAUUUGAGAGGAGGGGAAAGGGAAGGAGGCUGGAAAAGGCAGUCGGAUUCAUACACUGCGUCAGGGAUCUUCGACUUUUGGGAGGCCCAGUGGUAGUGCACCAGAGUUUCUUAUGUAGGUAAGUGACAAAAUCAGAUUUGUAAUUUUAGAAAUAAACCCAUGGGUAAUCUUUCAGAUCCAUUCCUCCUGCCUUCACUAAUCAGGGUUGUUUUAAAACUUGCCUAUUCUCCAAGCAGCACUUAGCCUCAGCAUUAAGUUGUUUGCCAGAGUUAAUUUCCAAGAGCCGGGAGUCAGCUGGGUCUAGUUUGAGCUGAGCUGGUUAAGACUGGAUGGGAAAACCGACCCUCCCGCUGGGCAUGCGCGAGUGUCCGCUCGGUGACCUUUUGCCAUUGGAGGGCCCCAAACUCCACCCGCAGAAGGGGCAGAGGCCUGUAGCUUAUUUACACCCAUCCAGAAGGGUGAUUCCCACACCUUUUUCCCAUCACUUUUCCCCACGUUCCUCACGCCUCUCACGCCGGCGUCUUUAUCCGUAUCCCAUAAAUACCCAAGCGCCUUGCCUGCUGGGGGUCAGAUUUGAGGUUUGUUCUCCCAUCUCCUUGCUUGGCUGCUUUGCUCGUCAACCCUUUGCAGCAAAUCUUAGUGUCUCAGUGUUUGGUUUGCUUUGCAUUGGGACAAGACAAACUUGGCUCACUACGAAGAAGAGAAAUGCUUGGAUUGCAUUGACAGGUCCUACAGGUAUGGAUCUCUGGCAGCUUCUGUUGACCUUGGCAGUGGCAGGCUCAAGUGAUGCUUUUUCUGGGAGUGAAGCCACACCAGCUGUCCUUGUCAGAGCAUCUCAGAGUCUGCAGAGAGUUCAUCCAGGCCUAGAGACAAAUUCUUCUGGAAAGCCUAAAUUCACCAAGUGCCGUUCACCUGAACUAGAGACUUUUUCAUGCCACUGGACAGAUGGGGUCCGUCACGGUUUACAGAGCCCUGGAUCCAUACAGCUGUUCUAUAUUAGAAGGAGCACUCAAGAGUGGACUCAAGAAUGGAAAGAGUGCCCUGAUUAUGUCUCUGCUGGAGAAAACAGCUGUUACUUUAAUUCAUCUUAUACCUCCAUUUGGAUACCCUACUGUAUCAAGCUGACUAGCAAUGGUGGGACUGUGGAUCAAAAGUGUUUCUCCGUUGAGGAAAUAGUGCAACCGGAUCCACCCAUUGGCCUCAACUGGACUCUACUGAAUAUCAGUUUAACAGGGAUUCAUGCAGAUAUCCAAGUGAGAUGGGAACCACCUCCCAAUGCAGAUGUUCAGAAGGGAUGGAUAGUCCUGGAGUAUGAACUGCAAUACAAAGAAGUAAAUGAGACCCAGUGGAAAAUGAUGGACCCUGUAUUGUCAACAUCAGUUCCGGUGUACUCCUUGAGACUGGAUAAAGAGUAUGAAGUGCGUGUGAGAUCCAGACAACGAAACUCUGAAAAAUAUGGAGAGUUCAGUGAAGUGCUGUAUGUAACACUUCCUCAGAUGAGCCCAUUUGCAUGUGAAGAAGAUUUCCGGUUUCCAUGGUUCUUAAUUAUCAUCUUUGGAAUAUUUGGGCUAACGGUGAUAUUAUUUUUACUCAUAUUUUCUAAACAGCAAAGGAUUAAGAUGCUGAUUCUACCCCCAGUUCCAGUUCCAAAGAUCAAGGGAAUUGAUCCAGAUCUCCUCAAGGAAGGAAAAUUAGAAGAGGUGAACACAAUCUUAGCCAUUCAUGACAACUAUAAACACGAAUUCUACAGUGAUGACUCUUGGGUUGAAUUUAUUGAGCUCGAUAUUGAUGACCCUGAUGAAAAGACUGAAGGCUCAGACACAGACAGACUUCUAAAUAAUGACCAUGAAAAAUCACUUACUAUCCUUGGGGCAAAGGAUGACGACUCCGGACGUACCAGCUGUUACGAACCUGACAUCCUGGAGACAGAUUUCAAUGCCAAUGACGUGUGUGAUGGUACCUCAGAGGUAGCUCAGCCACAAAGGUUAAAAGGGGAAGCAGAUCUCUUGUGCCUUGACCAGAAGAAUCAAAAUAACUCACCUUCUAAUGAUGCUGCCCCUGCUACCCAGCAGCCCAGUGUUAUCCUAGCAGAGGAAAACAAACCAAGACCACUUAUUAUCAGUGGAACUGACUCAACUCAUCAAACUGCCCAUACACAGCUCAGCAACCCAAGUUCACUGGCAAACAUCGACUUUUAUGCCCAGGUAAGCGACAUUACACCAGCAGGGAGUGUGGUCCUUUCCCCGGGCCAAAAGAAUAAGGCAGGGAUCUCCCAGUGUGACAUGCACCUAGAAGUGGUCUCACCCUGCCCAGCAAACUUCAUCAUGGACAACGCCUACUUCUGCGAGGCAGAUGCCAAAAAGUGCAUCGCUAUGGCCCCCCACGUCGAGGUUGAAUCACGUGUAGCGCCAAGCUUUAACCAGGAAGACAUUUACAUCACCACAGAAAGCCUUACCACUACUGCUGGCAGGUCUGGGACAGCAGAAUGUGCUCCAAGUUCUGAGAUGCCUGUCCCAGACUAUACCUCCAUUCAUAUAGUACAGUCUCCACAGGGCCUCGUACUCAAUGCCACAGCCCUGCCCUUGCCUGACAAAGAGUUUCUCUCAUCGUGUGGCUAUGUGAGCACAGACCAACUGAACAAAAUCAUGCCGUAGCUUUUCUUCAAUUUUCCAUGAGCUACCUGUUUAAUGGCAAAGGGUUGGCUGGGGCCUGAAUGCUUAAACCAAAACAAUGUUUAAACCUUUUGCGGGGGUGGGGGUGGGGGUUCAGGGUAAGGGAUAAAUGCCUUUUUCUGAAAUGUUAAAAUACGGUAUUAAAAAAAGAAGAAUCCUUAAUCAGAUAGAUAUUCCUAUUGUGAAUUGUAAAUAUUUUUAAGAAUUGUCUCAAAGACCGUGUAGUGGCAGUGAAUGUCUUGUUAUUGUGGGUGUUAAUUUUGUGCUACUAAGCAUUGAAUGGCUAUGUUUUUAAUGUAUAGUAAAUCAUGCUUUUUGAAAAAGCAAAAAAUCAGGUGGCUUUUGCAGUUCAGGAAGAUUGAAUGCACAUCAUAGCACAGGCUAAUUUUUUUAAUAAUUGGGAACUAAAAUCAUAGGUAAGAAAAUAGUUUGGAUAUGUAAAACAUUUAUUUUGACAUAAAAUGGAUAAAGAUAUUUUUAAUAACUUACACUUUAGGCAUGGCUAUUUUCUAUUACACUACACACUGUGUCCUGUAGUUAAUGCGGGCUCAUCUAAAGAAUGUAGAACUGCCAUCUAAAGCUGGUUUAAUGCUUUGGUCAAUGCACCUGAAGAAAAACAAGUUAGUUUUUUACAAGGCCCUUUUUAUACCUCCUAAAACUCUUUAAAUGAUUCUAAAAUGAUUGUAGUUACCUACAGUAUUGGAAUGUACUCAUCUGAAUUUUUAAACAAAUAUUUGUUAAUUCAGAAAACCUUAAAAUGUUUGCACAGGUCAACUUACCAUGACCCCAACUCUAAAAAAAAAAAAAAAAAAAAACCUUUUCUUAACCAACUUUGUUUUGUGUCAGAUCGCUACAUACUAAGUAGAACUCAUAGCUGGUUCAUAUUGACCAGGGUGCUUAAUCACUGCUGGUGGACAGGGAGUAAGUUUCUUAGUGCACACAUAUCACAAGCCUUAGAACCUCGGCCGCAGUGUCUCUUAUUUCAUAUUUACCUAAGAAAGGAAUAGGUAUAAGAAGCAUUUUGUAAGUUGAAGCAGGUUGAAAUGAAGUUAACCAGAUCAUGGGAUGAAACGUUUUGAGAAAAAAGGUUUUGUUUCAAAGCCUGUAGCCAGACACAUACUCAUUAUUAAUGGGAACGAGAAACAGAAGAAGCAAAAUCCCCAUAGGUAACUCAAAAGUUUACUUAAACCCAUACUAGAAACUUACUUACCGUUUUAUGGGAUUUAUUUAAAGUAGUGAAAGAGGUCUCAUUAUUUAUUUCCCCUCUGAGUGGACUGGCCUCAAAGCAGGUAUUUGAAAGAAAAAGAAGGGCCCAAGUAAUUUAUAAAUUUUUACCCAAUCCCUUAAUAACCUAAACAUCAUUUCUAGGAGCCUUGGAUUGCUCCCCAAAAGGUCUGUCAAAAGGAGAUGACUCAUUGUCACUGAAGAAUGCUCCUCACUUUAUUUUUUUAAAGGUUAAAGAAACUUUAAAGUUAACUUUAACUUAAAUAGUAUUUGCCAUUUAGCUCAGACCAUUUUAGGAAAUAAGCUUCAUGGCUGGUAAUUUUAAAUUCUGUCUUUCUUGCAGGAAGGAUGGUGAAAAGCUAGAAUUGGGUGUUUAAAGUUCAACAUGUUACUUUGUAAUAGAUGUUUAGUAGAUUUUCUGCUACCUUGCUGCUAUGGUUUUCUCUUAAGAGCUACAUAAUUUAGUUUCAUAGACAAUUUCAUCAGUGUAGAACCUAAUUCAACUUAAAACUGUGUGUUUGGGAAAACUCUCUUACUAUUUCACAAUAGGCUGACAACAUUUCUAUAGCCAAAAAUAGCUAAAUACCUCAAUCAGUCUCCGAAUGUCAUUUUGGUACUUUGCUGGCCACACAAGCCAUUAUUCACUAGUAUGACUAGUUGUGUCCUGCAGUUUAUAUUUAACUUUCUUUAUGUCUGUGGAUUUUUUUCCUUCAAAGUUUAAUAAAUUUAUUUUCUUGGA
This is a messenger RNA of Sus scrofa (pig), 21523 nucleotides long. RefSeq names its product growth hormone receptor (gene GHR). Gene Ontology annotation, molecular function: cytokine receptor activity; protein binding. Gene Ontology annotation, cellular component: external side of plasma membrane; membrane. Gene Ontology annotation, biological process: cytokine-mediated signaling pathway. The record is from RefSeq and is a predicted model, not a curated record. Lineage: Eukaryota; Metazoa; Chordata; Mammalia; Artiodactyla; Suidae.